Molecule: messenger RNA, 1489 nt
Organism: Chelmon rostratus (copperband butterflyfish)
Lineage: Eukaryota; Metazoa; Chordata; Actinopteri; Chaetodontiformes; Chaetodontidae
Product: ependymin-like
Exons: 6
Coding region: 58-699 (213 amino acids)
Biological process (GO): cell-matrix adhesion
Cellular component (GO): extracellular region; lysosome
Molecular function (GO): calcium ion binding
Source: RefSeq, a predicted model, not a curated record
UGAAGCAGCAUAUUUGGCUCUUUGUGCAGACGACAGUGCUAUCUACCAUCAGACAGCAUGAGAGCCCUUGUCCUGUUGGUGUGCCUGUCGGUGGGCUGCCUUGCUCAGAGACCACGGAAAUGCACAUCCCCACCACUGCUGACUGGAAGCUUCUCUGUGUCCACCCAAAGCGAGAGGCUCAUGGCCUUUGGCAAGUACAGCUAUGAUGCACUGGGAAAGCGCAUCCGCCUCAGAGAGAUUGGAUCUUAUAACAACCAGACCUUCCACUUUGAUGCACUUCUACUCUACAGACAGGGUGUUAUGUAUAAGAUUAACUACAGUAACCGCACAUGCUGCAAGAAGCCACUGGGUGUAGACUUCCACCCGCUGGAGAUCCCUCAGAAUGCUUCCCUGCUGGGACAGGCUGUGUUGGGGAGCUCCUCUGGUCCCGCACAGGGAGUCCUGGUCAACACGUGGGCGGGAGAACUGCUGCUGAAAAGGGGAGCAGCGAAGUACAUGAGCACUGUCACUGAGUUUGGAUGUAUUCCUGUCAGCACUCUGUUUCAUACCAGUGGAAAUGGAUGGGUGGUGACCAGCUUCUUCAACAAUGUCAUCGGACUUGUGGACCCUCAGCUGCUCAUCCCUCCACCUUUCUGUAAGGAUGCCCAGCUGGAGGAAGAGGAUGGAGAGGAGCCAGUGACCUUCUUCAGCUUAUUUUAAAGCAGGCUAUUUGCAGGAAUGUAGCACACUGCUCGUUAUAUGACUGCUCGGUAUGACUCUUUGCACUGUAUUAUUACUUGUUUUAGUGGCCUCCGUUGCUGUAGCAGCAUUUGUGAGCAAACUGCGGGUAAAAUUAAUGCCAUUAAGCAAUCAGUUCUAAUUAAUGCAUUUCUGGUGUCUUUGAUAUUUUAUUUGAGUGUGCGAUCAAUAAAUUGUCAGUGGUGUUUUAUUACAAAUGCAGAUGAAGUGAGACAUGAAACAUCUAACAUUAGAAAGUUUUGGUUUAGUUCAGUUUAUGACACCAUCAAGAUGUGGUGCAGACAAACAGUGUUGGGAUUUAAAAGCUGUAUGAAUCUCACAAGACAGAGGACAGUGAGUUUAUGCGCCUACAGCAAUGUCCCACACAUCAGCCAACCCACCCACACACUCACAAAAACAAGACAUCCAACUGUUUCAGAGGACGUUCUCACAAUAGUUCAUUUUUUAAACUGACUCAAACCUCUUGAUUCUUGAGGAACAGAGAGGCAGCCUUUGUUAAUUAUGGCCAAAAACUCUGGACAGCCUCCCUGAAGGUCUGAGGAGUUUAAAAUCUGUUGGCAAGUUCAAACAAAAUCUUAGACACAUCUUUCUAACUCUCCUGGAUUCUGUUUAUUUAGCUCGUCUUAUCCUGUUGUAUUAAUUUCACUUUCUUUGAUUUUCAUUGUUUUCAUUGUUUUAUCACAUUAUCAUUUGCUUUUAUGUUGCAUUUAAUUAAUGAAACAUGCUAUAUAAAUCAAGUUUAUUAUCAUUA